AACCCAUGUCCAAAAACUACCAAAUGGCCUAAAAAUGAAAGACGUCUCAGGAUCAGUGGUCGUGAUUAUGGUGCCUCUCCCGGCGCAAGGCCACCUCAACCAGCUCCUCGAGCUCGCCCACCUCGUCGCCUCCUAUGGCAUCCCUGUCCACUACGUCGGCUCCGCCUCCCACAACCGCCAGGCCAAGGUACGCUUCCAUGUCCUGGCCUCGUCCCUGACCAGCAACAUCUGUUUUCAUGACUUCCCGACCCCGCCCUUCCUGUCUCCUACCCCGAACCCUAAUUCCCCCAAUAAGUUCCCGUCCCACCUCCAGCCGGCGUUCGACGCCACCGCGUCGCUCCGUGGCCCCGUCGCCUCUCUCGUCCGCUCCCUCUCCUUGGAGUCGAGGCGCGUCAUCGUGGUGCACGACUCAAUGAUGGCGUCUGUGGUCCAGGACACUGCCUCAGUCCCCAAAACCGAGAACUACGUCUUCCACUCGGUUUCCGCAUUCGCGCUCUAUUGGUACACGUUGGAGGCCACAGGGAGGACGCUCCCGCAGAAGGAACAUGUCGACAUCACGGAGCUCUUCUUGUCCAAGGGCUCCCCGUCCCUCCUGGACGUCUUCACAGACGAGUUCUUGAAGUUCAUGGCGUCACAGCAUGAGUUCUUGAAGUUCAUCGCGUCGCAGAACGAUUUCAAGAAGUUCAGCUCAGGGAGCAUCUACAACACGUGCAGGGUAGUCGAAGGCCGUUACGUAGACUUAUUUGCCAGCGCAACCACGGGCGACGCUGCGACCAAGCAGUGGGCAAUCGGGCCGUUCAACCCGGUCAAAUUACACGAAAAGAGGUCGAGAAGAUCGGCUCAUGGGUGCAUGGAGUGGCUCGACAAGCAAGCACCGAGCUCGGUGAUAUAUGUGUCCUUUGGCACCACGACGGCGCUAAGCGACGAGCAGAUCCGCGAGAUCGCGAUGGGGUUGGAACGUAGUGGGCAGAAGUUCAUCUGGGUAUUGAGGGAAGCUGACAAGGCCGACAUUUUCAGCGGAGGAGGAGAGGCGAGGAAAAUCGAACUGCCCCAAGGGUUCGAAGAGACGGUACAGGCCCGAGAUUCCGGCGUGGUGGUGAGGGACUGGGCACCGCAGCUGGAGAUCUUGGGGCACCCAGCGACGGGCGGGUUCUUGAGCCACUGCGGGUGGAACUCUUGCAUGGAGAGCAUCAGCAUGGGAGUGCCGAUCCUUGCAUGGCCUAUGCAUUCGGAUCAGCCCAGGAAUGCUGUCUUGAUCACACGAGUCCUCAAGAUUGGACUUAUUGUCAAGCAUUGGAUGAGCCAAGACGACGUCGUGAAGUCCUCCACUAUUGAAGGGGCCGUGAAGGCGCUCAUGGCAUCGGAGGAAGGGGAGGAGACGAGGAAGAGGGCGGCUGAAUUAGGGGCAGCUGUCCAGGGGUCAAUGGACGAGGGCGGAGUUUCUCGGGCCGAGCUGGACUCUUUCAUCACUCACAUCUCCAGAUAGAUUUUCUCCAUUAUC
Messenger RNA from Rhodamnia argentea, 1501 nucleotides. RefSeq names its product zeatin O-glucosyltransferase-like. Lineage: Eukaryota; Viridiplantae; Streptophyta; Magnoliopsida; Myrtales; Myrtaceae. Bases 35 to 1486 code for a protein of 483 amino acids. The record is from RefSeq and is a predicted model, not a curated record. The transcript is spliced from 2 exons. Gene Ontology annotation, molecular function: UDP-glycosyltransferase activity.